This is a messenger RNA of Orbicella faveolata, 3782 nucleotides long. RefSeq names its product potassium voltage-gated channel subfamily KQT member 1-like. Lineage: Eukaryota; Metazoa; Cnidaria; Anthozoa; Scleractinia; Merulinidae. Gene Ontology annotation, molecular function: voltage-gated potassium channel activity. The record is from RefSeq and is a predicted model, not a curated record. Gene Ontology annotation, cellular component: membrane; voltage-gated potassium channel complex. Gene Ontology annotation, biological process: potassium ion transmembrane transport.
UCCAUUACUCAAGACGCUUGCCGGAGUUUGUUGAGUAUUCUUUAGGUGAUGUUUUUGUUCAAGGGUUAUCGCUUGAUUUCUUCUCAUGCGUGGACUUUUUAUGAUAUCUGUUGAAUCAUGGCUAGGCCCAUAACGGCGGAUUUAAGAAGAGAAAGUAUAGAUAUCCUCAGCGUCGGUGGCCAGUUCGCAGGAAAGCUCUCAGCAAGUAAUUCUUGUGACGGAGAAACUGUACCGUUGAGAAGAAUUGGCUUGCAACCAGAUCAAGAUUCGAAGAAGGAUGGAGAAUUCACCGUACAGAAUGGACGAAGAACGAAAGAUGAUAAACGAUCGGGAUAUGGCACUGGAAAGACGUGGGGAUUUCGCUCAGAUGAAUAUCGAAGAAUACAAAACUACUGUUACCGAUUUCUCGAGAUGCCAAGAGGAAUCGGCGAAAUUCUGUACCAUGCUCUUUUAUUUUUCCUCGUAAUUGCAAGCCUAGUUUUAACUGUGUUGAGCACAGUAGAAACUACAGAUAAAAACUAUGAACAAAUUUUACAAACACCGAUAUUAGCAGUGGAGGUUAUUUUAAUAGUAAUAUUUGUGAUAGAAUACAUCGUACGACUGUGGGCAGCGGGCUGUCGCAGUGCAUAUGUAGGACUAAAAGGGAGAUUGUGGUUUGCUGUAAAGCUCUAUUCCAUUAUAGAUAUGAUAGUUAUUAUUUCUUCAAUUGUUGCUGUGUCAUUGGCUAGUAAUGUUUCAACCUCUCCAAUUAGGUUGUUGAGAUUUCUUCCUUUACUUAGAGUUUUGAGAUUUGACAGGCAGGGUGGUACAUGGAAACUCCUUGGUUCUGUGAUCUAUGUCCAUCGUCAGGAACUUCUUACAACAUUUUACCUUGGUUUUAUCAGUUUGAUAUGUGCAUCCUUUGUACUUUACAUGGUUGAAAAAGACUCAAAUAGUGAAUUUGAAAGCUGGCCUAGUUCCUUUUGGUGGGGAAUUGUCACUCUUACUACAGUUGGGUAUGGUGACGCUGUGCCUGUCACAUGGUAUGGCAAGUGUUGUGCUGCCUUGUUUGCUCUUUGUGGAAUCUCGUUUUUUGCGCUGCCUGCGGGCAUUUUAGGAUCUGGCUUUGCUUUAAAAGUCACUCAACAACAGCGCCAGAAACACUUUCACAGGAGAAGAAGGCCUGCAGCAAUUCUCCUCCAGUCAUACUGGCGCUUGUUCUGUGCUGAUCUUGACUCGAAGUCGGUAGCAACAUGGCUACCAUCCAUCUACUAUAAUCGUCAACAACACCUGUUGAAAACUGUCAUGGAGAAAACAGGGACCACAGGUACGGCAAUGGAAGAUGACAGUCCUCAGCUGUCAGAUACACAGCGUAAAAGGAAACGUUCAAUGUGGUCAAAGCAGAAGGGUUUGAGACGGGAAUCAUAUGAUGUGCGAAGCAGUAGAUCUGAGUCCCUUUUGACAGGCAUUUUUGACAGAAAGACUAGCACCGCAAGCACAUUAGAUCAUGAUUAUUAUUUUGAUGAAAACGCACUGUUAGCUUUACAGCAAGACGGGGAGAGACCUUGCAUUGCGUUGACUAAUGCUCAAAAACUGGCCAUUCGUCUCAUUCGUAUCUUAAAGCUCAGGGUAGCGAUUAGAAAAUUCAAGGAAGCAAGAAGACCUUACGAUGUUAAGGAUGUGAUAGAGCAAUACUCAGCAGGGCAUGUAGAGAUGUUAGCAAGAGUGAAGAAUCUACAGGCCAAGAUGGACAAAGUUUUUAACAACACGAUCGAGGGAGGAGACCACGCAAGCUCGGGGAAACAAGGAAUAAGCCACAGACUCACCCGGGUGGAACAUCAGGUGACCGUGAUUGACUCGAAACUGGAAUUAGUGCUGCAGAUGUUACAGAAUAUUCAGAACACACGAGGCUCUCCUUCAGGAGGUAGCCACUCGUACGACUUGCAUUUUCGCGGUAACGGCGACGGCGUAUCUUCCAGGCGUUCAUCCGUGUCACGCGCGCACUCAGAUCCGUUAGACGUCAGGACGCAAAUAAGCUCAGAAGCGCACGGCGUGACUACUCACGUGGUGCGCAACUCAGACAUUCCUUGCGUGACUCUUAGCGAUCCUGAAUCGUUUCCAAGUACGGGUUCACGGCCGCUGUCGCUGAGUUCUGUGCACUCGCAUUCGUUACACGGGAGUGUUUCUGGCGGAGAGCAACAUCAAAACGUGGACCAGAUAGACAACGUUUGCCUCAGUGAUCCCGGCGCUCUUAGCGCACCGCUUCUGUCACGCAUUCUUGUUAACGACAAGAGACAGUUGUCUGACGUGACUGAAGAGAGUCUUGGUGAUUCGAAAGAAAAUGUAGGCGGUUUGACACCCCCCGGACCAAUAUCUCAACAGAACUCGACCGCGUCUGAUUGUGAGCCGGGUCCGGGGAGUGCAGAUAGCUCCUUGACUGAACAAAAAGAUGAAGAACCAGUUUGGGAAAAACAAGAUACAGGUUUAGAAUCUCGACGGCGGAAAAGGAGUCUUUUAAAUUUAGGAGAAACGGAGACAAAGUUGCCAGAUGAUGAAGAGACAUGGGACGCCAAAAAUCCCUCCGAUACAGGCCAAGAAAAAGAUCCAGAGACAUGGAAUGUUGCAGAACUGUACACAGGGACACCAGAGCGAAGAGAUUCUCCCAGCGGAGACAAGGGCACUUCACGGAAGAAUGCCCAAGGACAGUCUGACGGUGAGCCUUCUUCUCGUGCGGUUGAAGAAGGACAUUAUGAUUCGUCAGUUAGGUCUGCGCCGACGAGGAUGUCGGCAAAGAGGCGUCCUCUGGUGAAAUCGAAUCCUGUGGAGGUCUAGAACGCGUUGAAAUUCAAAACGCCAAGAAUAUAUGACCAGACUUGGGCAAUGAUCAUCCAGGGAUUUUCAUCAGCAAUUAUCCCGCUUUUAGAAACUGCGCCUUAAGGAGUAUCAACUCCAACAGUGAUUUCGCGAAGCCCAGUCGAGGACAAGAUUAGAAGAGUUUCCGAUUGUUUUGUCGUCCAAUAAGAAAUUGCAAGAGCCCUACGGGAUUUCCUUCGCCGGGAUUCCGACUGUUACAAAGGGAACUGGGCUCGACAAUUCUCGCAGAUGAUUAGUACUUCUUCCCCUGAUUGCCUGCUCCGGUCGAAAGAAAACGUGAGAGGAAUAAGGAGAAUAAUAACGCGCCAGUUUUCCUUAUCGCUCAAUAUCUACUCACUCUUUUAUGUAGAAAAAGGAACACCUCAGGUUUUAAGUAAAUUUCAAGAAAACAAAUUCCGCUAAAGAUCGAGUAUUGCCUCGACACGCAACAAGACAAAAGUUCUUCGCAAACAAAAAAUUUCUUAGCUCCAAGUAAUUUUAGCAAUGACUUAAAGCACCACAAGAAAUCUUCUUGAUGAAAGAUUUCUCUGAAGCUGGACUCUUAGGUGGUGCGAUUCUUAAUGAUUUUUUUUUUUGAAGGCACUGAUUUUUGGCGCACAAUUGCUUGUGGAUAGCAUUGCUUUUCGCGAACAAAAUAUCGCUAUGAAGGAGUUGACAUGGCCGCCGUUGCGCGCGUUUUAUAGGGCAGUAAUUUUGAACGCUGUUGCGUUAGAACGUUUGCGUUAGUUUUGUCCCUUUACGGGGAGUAUUGAUGAGAAAUUCGCAGAUCUUUUAUUUAAGUGCAAGCUGGAUUGUUUAUUUGUUUUACCAAAUGGCUUGUUUUAUCAAUAUUACUGAGAUUUUUCUCGUUAAAGGUGUAUUUUUAUAGAAACUUAUCUGUAUAAUAGUGAUGGAGAUGUACAGUUAAAUAAAGCGACUGUGAAUAGGAG